Xenopus tropicalis (tropical clawed frog) is the source of this 1210-nucleotide messenger RNA. RefSeq names its product phosphoribosyl transferase domain containing 1 (gene prtfdc1). Gene Ontology annotation, biological process: purine ribonucleoside salvage. Lineage: Eukaryota; Metazoa; Chordata; Amphibia; Anura; Pipidae. The coding region runs from base 372 to 1046 and encodes 224 amino acids. Gene Ontology annotation, molecular function: hypoxanthine phosphoribosyltransferase activity. The transcript has 10 exons. The record is from RefSeq and is a predicted model, not a curated record.
GCUUGUUCUAUCGCAGGAGCGACUGUCAUGGUUACAGUGGGGUGCGGGGAUUCAAGUCUUUGCCUGUGCGGGAUUGCAGCUUCAUUUUGUAACUACAAUUCCCAUGAUCCUCUGCACAGCAUGCACUGUGAUCCUUAGCCCCAUGCACAUGUUUACUGGCAUUACUGGUUAGAGAGCACAGAAUUAAUUUGAGUUACUAGUCUGGAGUAAUGAAUGUGCUUCAUAUCAGCACCAUCUGAGGUUCCUUGAACUGACUGCUCCAAGGACUUGUGCAUAGUAAACUAAACUACAUUCCAUUCAUGUUUCAUUAGCAAUUCAUUAAAGGGGCUGUUCAUCUUUUUUGAUAGAUAUCCACUUUGCCUUGAGCAAGUAUGACUGAGAAGAGUAUAUGCCCAUCUCGAGAUAAUGGCGUUGUGAUUCCAGAUAACUGGACUGGAUAUGACUUGGAUGUAUUUUCACUGCCCAAUCACUACUGCGAAGAUUUAGAAUGUGUAUUUAUUCCUCAUGGAGUAAUAGUAGACAGGACGGAGCGCAUUGCUAAUGAUAUCAUGAGAGACAUUGGAGAUAACCACAUUACAGUAUUGUGUGUGCUGAAGGGAGGGUACCGGUUCUGUACGGACCUUGUCGAGCACAUUAAAAACCUGAGUCGCAACUCGGAAAGAUUUAUAUCCAUGAGAGUGGACUUCAUCAGGCUGAAAUGCUACUGUAACGACCAGUGCAUGGAUGAGUUGCAAAUACUUGGAGGGGAGGACCUGGCAAAGCUGAGUGGAAAGAAUGUUCUUAUUGUGGAGGACAUUAUUAACACUGGAAGGACAAUGACUGCACUUCUCAGUCAGCUAGAAAAAUACAAACCAAAGAUGGUGAAAGUGGCAAGCUUGCUGGUGAAAAGAUCAGCGUCCAGCAAUCAGUACAGACCUGACUACACUGGAUUUGAAAUUCCCAACAAAUUUGUGGUUGGCUAUGCCUUGGAUUACAAUGAGUAUUUUCGAGACCUUCAUCAUAUAUGUGUCAUCAACGAAAAAGGGAAGAAUAAAUACAAGGUGUAGCGACAGACUGAAGCCGCUGGGGCACGUGGGAGCUCUACCUGGGCCAACAGCUUUUUGAUCUGUGUUUUUGUAACCAUUGCAUGAAUGAUAUAUAUUUGCAGAGAUAAUGUAACUGAUAUAUAUAUGUAUAAAACUUCAGUAAAACAUUCAGUGCUGUGCUACUG